GGUGCCAGCGGAGCGGAGGCGCCGCCGCUCGCGCUCCGCCGCCCUUCCACCCGCAGAAGUUUGACUCGGGAGCAGCGCAGCCGCCCGGGCCGCCGCGGCGGGAGACGCCGCGCUUGAGGCCGCCGCGGGACGGGGGUCGCCUCCAGCGGGACGCCGGUGGCGGUAGUGCUGCUCCGGGAGCCGCCCCGCCGGCGACAUGGCAGCGCGAUCCCGGAGACCCUGGCUGAGCGUGGUGCUGGGGCUGGUGCUGGGUUUCACCGCCGCCUCCUGGCUCAUCGCCCCUAGAGUGGCCGAGCUCAGCGAGAAGAAGCGGCGCGGCGCCAGCCUCUGCUCCUACUACGGCCGCGCGGCGGGGCCGGGGGCGGCCCGGGGCGCGGCGGCGGCGGGCGGGCAGCAGGCGCCGCCGGGGGCAGCGGCGGUGCUGGGCGGCACGAGUUUCAGGAGCAGCCCCUGGGAGCUGCCGCCGGCGGCGGCGGAGGGCACGGUCUCCAGCCCCGCUGCCGGCGGGGAAGGGGAGCCGGAGGAGGAGGACGAAGGCGGCGAGAAGAGGAGCGGCCGGCCUGGCGGCAGCCACAACGGGAGCGGGGACUGGGGGGGCGCCCAGGGCUGUACCAAGCCCCGCAACUUUCUCUACGUGGGGGUGAUGACGGCCCAGAAGUACCUGGGCAGUCGGGCGGUGGCGGCGCAACGGACGUGGGCACCCUCGGUGCCGGGCCGCGUGGAGUUCUUCUCCAGCCAGGGCUCCGCCGCGCCCCCCGGGAUGCCCCCGCUGCCCGUCGUUGCCCUGCCAGGAGUGGACGACUCUUACCCGCCGCAAAAGAAGUCCUUCAUGAUGAUAAAGUACAUGCACGACCACUACCUGGACAAGUACGAGUGGUUCAUGCGGGCGGACGACGACGUCUACAUAAAAGGUGAAAAAUUGGAGGAGUUUCUUCGCUCACUGAACAGCAGUAAACCUCUGUAUUUGGGGCAGACUGGUCUGGGUAAUAUUGAAGAACUUGGAAAACUCGGGCUGGAGCCUGGAGAAAAUUUCUGCAUGGGAGGGCCAGGAAUGAUCUUCAGCCGGGAAGUUCUCCGUAGGAUGGUGCCACAUAUAGGUGAAUGUCUUCGAGAAAUGUACACCACUCAUGAGGAUGUGGAAGUGGGCAGGUGUGUCCGGAGGUUUGGAGGAACUCAGUGCGUUUGGUCCUAUGAG
Messenger RNA from Onychostruthus taczanowskii (white-rumped snowfinch), 1195 nucleotides. RefSeq names its product chondroitin sulfate synthase 3-like. Lineage: Eukaryota; Metazoa; Chordata; Aves; Passeriformes; Passeridae. The annotation marks the transcript as partial. The transcript is spliced from 2 exons. The record is from RefSeq and is a predicted model, not a curated record. Gene Ontology annotation, cellular component: membrane. Gene Ontology annotation, molecular function: glucuronosyl-N-acetylgalactosaminyl-proteoglycan 4-beta-N-acetylgalactosaminyltransferase activity.